Messenger RNA from Ilyonectria robusta, 388 nucleotides. RefSeq lists its product as uncharacterized. The transcript has a single exon. The record is from RefSeq and is a predicted model, not a curated record. Lineage: Eukaryota; Fungi; Ascomycota; Sordariomycetes; Hypocreales; Nectriaceae. The coding region runs from base 42 to 239 and encodes 65 amino acids.
CUCCUACACAAUGUUCAAUCAAUAGCAUUUUCAGUCCACUAAUGUGGCUAUCAUAUGUGAAUAAUUUGAUCGAUGAUGCCGGUAGGUGUGUCAACAACAUCUUGUCUGAUCAUUCAUUCCUAAUGUAUGCAAGGAGCAUAUAUCGCAUGCCCAAAGCCCAUAUAUCAGACGCCGGAUCAGACCACCCUAGCACCAUUGAACCUAGUCGCGUGUGGAUACUCCUCCCGCAUUGGAGUUAAAGUCAUAUGACCCCCAUUAAUCCUGCGAAUCAAUCAGCCGUGUGCGUAAAGACGCCCAGGAUCUGUGUAGAAUGCGAGAGGAAGGCUUCAGAAUAUUAUGCGGCAAAGUUGGCCUAAACAUGACAACCUCACGUCAUCGCAACGGCCCC